Molecule: messenger RNA, 348 nt
Organism: Salvia splendens (bonfire salvia)
Lineage: Eukaryota; Viridiplantae; Streptophyta; Magnoliopsida; Lamiales; Lamiaceae
Exons: 1
Coding region: 1-348 (115 amino acids)
Source: RefSeq, a predicted model, not a curated record
AUGCCUUUCAACAGCGUGUUGUUAAUUUCAACGGCGAACAGAUCGGCGGAGGUGUGGCAGCAGCUGGCGUGUUUGCCGGAGCGGAUUAGCAGCGAUGAGAUGGUCGAUUUGGUGCUGUGUUUCCCUCUGCAGCAGCUCGGCCGCUGGGCUCUCUACGUCUGGACCUACCUCUGCGUCUCUCCCUACCCCCACCGCCACCACUACGAGGCUUCCUACACAAGCGAUGAUGAUUCCGAUUACGAUGAUGCCGGCGGACCCUCUUCUUCCGGAAAUCACGACUAUCACUAUUGCCUUUACUGCAACCACCAAAACACUGGCGGUUACCACUCUUCUUCCAAUUCUGAUUAG